GUCAUGAAGAUGUGGUCAAGUUACUCUUACCUCAAUCAGACGUGAAUCAUCAAAAUGAAUCCAACCACACUGCCUUGUAAGUCCUAUUAAGUGUAGAACAUUUGAGUUACAGAAACUGAUGAAUGAAAAAAAAAAAAGACAUUAUGCAGCUUCCAAAAAUAGAAUAGAGAUCUGUAGAUUGUUGCUAGCCUCGGGAGCCAAUGUAAAUCCGUUGAAUGGACAGAAACAGACUCCGUUACAUAGGGCAGCCAGUGGUGGUUAUGUUCAUAUCAUGGAACUGUUACUCUCUCAUAAAUGUAGAGUCAAUCCUAGAGAUAGUGCUGGAAAUACGCCACUUCAUCUCGCUGUGGAAGAAGACCAUGGAAACGCCGCUCGUUUACUUUUACAACACCAUGCAGACCCAGACCGUUUAAAUAACGAUGGAAAAUCUCCCAUUGAAAUUGCCUCACCCCAACUCGCAUCUAUUCUUUUUUCUGCAAAUAAAUAAAUAAAAAAAAAAUUUUAGGGGGGGCCAAAAUAAAAAAAAAACGACGUCAUAUUUGGAUAAAAAAAAAUUUUUUUUUUUUCUGAAAUAUAACAGCCCCC
Mucor mucedo is the source of this 585-nucleotide messenger RNA. Its product is annotated as ankyrin repeat-containing domain protein. Bases 119 to 487 code for a protein of 122 amino acids. Gene Ontology annotation, molecular function: protein binding. NCBI's taxonomy places the organism in Eukaryota, Fungi, Mucoromycota, Mucoromycetes, Mucorales, Mucoraceae. The transcript is spliced from 3 exons. The record is from RefSeq and is a predicted model, not a curated record.